This is a messenger RNA of Colletotrichum spaethianum, 4857 nucleotides long. RefSeq names its product PH and SEC7 domain-containing protein. Bases 1 to 4857 code for a protein of 1618 amino acids. Gene Ontology annotation, molecular function: guanyl-nucleotide exchange factor activity. Lineage: Eukaryota; Fungi; Ascomycota; Sordariomycetes; Glomerellales; Glomerellaceae. Gene Ontology annotation, biological process: regulation of ARF protein signal transduction. The record is from RefSeq and is a predicted model, not a curated record. The transcript has 2 exons.
AUGUACGCCGACACGCCGAGACGGUCCAGUCGUCGCCGUCCCGACCUCAACAUCGACACUUCUCCCCCUGCCAUCGCCGCCGCCUCACGAGAACCCGCUGCCGCUGCCGCUGCCGCUCCCGCCGUCCCCCAGACACCUCCAAGCAACAGAACCAAACCGCCGCCGCCGCCUUCUUCCUCAUCGUCUGUCGCCAAGGGCAAGUCCAAUUCUCGGGUAUUGAAAGGCCCGGCCCUCUCCCGCCAUGCCAACGACUCCUUCCUAGAUACUCCCGACUCCCCCGACAGCUUCGACAUGUCCGCGAACAAGGAGAACGAUAACCCCGACCUUUCUCGUCUGCGCGACUCCCACGAUCUGUCUCUGUCUCCACGAAACGUUACGCGCGACUCCCUCAUGGCGAACAUGCUCAUUUCUCUCGACCAGUUCACCAUGGGUGGCCCCGUCUACGGUCCAUUCGGGGCUGGGGCGCCGGACAUGCUUGACGAGCCGUCACAGCAAUACCAGUACGAUACUGACGGAGACGGCUUCUCGAGGUCAGUGCGAGGUGGCCGUGCCAACGGGGGGCACUCGUACUCGUACAGCUCCGAUUUCGACGCCGACGAUGCGAGCAGGAUAUCUUCGCGAGGACGGAGGAGUAAUAGUAGUUCCAACUUCCAGCCCGGCCUGCAUCGCAUCAGCAGCAUGCGCGAGCCGCUGCGGAGCACGUCUGGCCCUUCGCGCCACAUGCACUCCCGAGGGGGCAAGGGGAGCACAAAGAGCAGUAGCUCCAAUAGCAUUGACGCCGGAUACGUCCAGGUGCUUAGUAGUACGAGGUGGGCGUCCGGCUUUGGUGGUAGGUCGUCGAGCUUCGAUUACGGCCACCGCCCGCCCGCACUCCAGGCCACGCAACAACAUCCACAGCAGCAACCACAGCAGCAACAUCAACAACAAGCCGGAGGUGCCCCGUGGCAUAUCGAAUUCUCCAAUAACUUCUUCGCCGACGACUACGACGCAGCGCCGACGCCUACCGUGCCCGGCGGACCCCGACGCACGAUGCCGCCCAUGACGCCCCCGGCCACGAACCUUCCCCAGUCGCCAAUGGCCGUACCCGCAUCUCUGGCUGUGGAGCCAGCCGAACCGCCGCCCAUCGUGCUCGAACGCAACCGCUCGAACCGCUCCGCAAAAAGCACCUCGACAAACCACCGCAAGUCAGAAAACAAAUCCACCAACCCUCGCGACGAGAUGCCGCCACUGCCAAUGUCGGUCCCAGCGUCUGCACCGUCAUCAACCGCGUCCCCGGCACCGUCUUCCGUCCCCGCGUUCGAGAUUGAUUCCGCACCCGCGCCACACGUGGGCUACGGCAAGACAAAAGAGGCCGUGCACGGAACUCAGGUUCCGACACAAGCACCGUCGCAAACAAAAGAAAAACCGGGGUUUUUCAGGCGAGUCUUUGGCUCGUCUAGGAACAAUGCCUCGAGCAACCCGUCCGAUUUGCAGAGUUCCACGGCCGUCACGUCGUCAAUGUCUGUCGAAGCCGCCGAGCAGAGGUCCGGCAUCAAGUCUAUGCACGGUAGCAACCAGAUGAAGCCCUCCGGUCCCACCCCUCCUUCGAGGGACACGUCUUCGUCCCAUUCCCAUCAUCACGUGCUGCAAAAGAAACCGAGCUCCUUCUUCCGUCGCAGGAAGAAGUCUGUGUCCGCCGACGAGGUGCCCCCCGUGCCAGCUGCCGCCGCCCUCGAGCCGCCAAUGCCGCCCUUGGUGCCUCCUAUUCAGUUGUCCAUCGCCAAGGAUAAGCUUUCUGCGAAACCCGAACCCAGCCCAAUCAGUAGCCUUCGGAGGGUCAUGAACCCAUACCUUAAAGGCAGCCCGGUGACGCCAAAUACACCUUUGACACCUCAGUCUGCCCCUGUGCAACCUGUCAACCCCGAAAUGGCCACCGAUUCCGCCCAAGCUUCGCACGACGACGCACGCGAGGAGCAGCCGCGCUCAUUCUCGCCCGACUACGAGCCGAGCCCCAACGCACGUAUACGAGAGGUUCGGUCUGGGUCUCGUGGCGACGAUGACUCGCAGCAUGAACCCGAACGUCGCACCGACACGCCUACUCGACCACCUCCGGAACCCCCUGUAUGGGUCGAGAAGAGGAACAACUCCUUCCUCGACAUCGAUGGCAGCGAUAACGAAGCCGAUACCGAGUCCAAGCGGGACAACAAGACAAAGGAGAGUAGUUCCAGGUCUCGCGGGGCGGCCAAAAACCCGUCCCCGCCACGGAGGGGUGCCUCAAACAGAAAAGAUGAUACCAUACGAGGCAGAAAGAACGACCGGUUAGCCGUCGGCCAAGCAGACUCUGAUGACGAAGGCAACCGGCCAGCACUAAUCCUGCCGAUUGAGGGUACUAGGUCUGCAAGCAGGGCAUCGGGAUCGACCACGACUGAGUACAAGUCUGCCAUGAGCGGGACCCCCAGCGUCAGAGUCGAAGCCUCAGAGACCAGCAGCCCCAGGGUCCUCGGCACGUUCGAGUCCUUGGGCGCGAAGCCUCUGGAUGAGCCCGAUUUCGUCGUCGGAGACCCGACAGAGGAUGACCGUCAAAAGGCCCAAAAGAUCUUUGAUGGUAACGAGGACUUCAUUCAGAAGGAGAAGGCUGCUUCGUGGAUGGGCGAGGAAGGGCCCAUCCGGCAGAGAACCCUGCAGGCAUACAUGGAUCUCUAUGACUUUACCAACAAGAGCAUCCUGCAGAGUCUUCGGUUAAUUUGCGAGCGCCUGGUCUUCAGAGCGGAGACGCAGCAGGUUGACCGCAUUUUGGUUGCCUUUUCCAAGCGUUGGUGUGACUGCAACACCAACCACGGGUUCAAGGCAUCCGACGUCAUUCACACAAUCUGCUAUUCGAUUAUGCUGCUCAACACUGAUUUGCACCUGGCUGACAUCGAGCAAAAGAUGACGCGGAGCCAGUUCGUCAAGAACACCAUGACUACCAUCACUCAGGCGGUGGCGGAGGCAGCUCCCGAUGCGUUUGAACGGCCGACUAUCCUGCCAGGCAAGUCCAACAGCGCUCUCGGAGGCGACGAUUCCAGACCAUCGAUCGAGGAGCGGUUCACUUCGCGUCGCUUGUCGUUCCGACCCCCACCGAGACACGAGGGAGACGGGUCCGGAGACCACUGCCAUGACGAAUGCGGACCGCUGGUGAAGACGCCGUUCGACGGUUCGAUGCGAGCCUGGGAGAGCCAGGUCGAAGUCGUCCUCAAGGACAUCUACGCCUCGAUCCGCGACGAGCGAUUGCCCCUGUUCGGCGCCGAUCCGUCCAAGAACCUUGCGCCGAACCCGCACAGCAGCUUGUCCGUCAUCGGCAUGUUGAAGCGAACGCCUAGCGUUCUGAGUAAGGCCCCGUCUGAGAGUCAGGCAUCUAUGCGUGGGCGCAUAGCUGAAAAUGGCCGUGCCAAUUCUUCCAGAUGGAAUUCGAAGAGCAGGUCACGACCUCGUAUGGGCAAUCCGGGAUUCUCUUCGUCGCGAACGAGCUUCGAUGACGGAAAUUCAGUUUGGAGCCCUACCGUAUCCUCGGCAACCUGGAGCAAGCUCUCGCUGGGCCGAACGCAAACAUCGAUGUCUGUGGAUUCGCUCAGCUCGUCAUUCCGCGGAGGCGACUAUCAACAGUCCAUCGGAUUUGCCAACGCCCUUAGCCAGGCCGUCAUCCGUGAUGAUGAAUCCAGUUUCGGCAAGGAGCCAUCCAUCAUGAGCGACGAAAUGAAGCCCGCCCACCUACUCGAAGACGAAUCGCUGGAGCUCGCUGGCCCCCCGUGGGUCAAGGAAGGUAUGGUGAUCCACAAGCACCACCUCGACGGUAUCGAGAAGAAGGCCAAGGACCGUCACUGGAACGAGGUGUUCGCCGUCAUCCAGAGAGGCCAAAUGAGUAUCUUUUCCUUUGGCACUAACAAGUCGGCGGGCCGCAAGAGCCGCGGUCGCAACGCGGCCAAGGGCCCAACCAUUGUCGGAGGCGGCAACUGGCAAGAAAACGCUACUAACCUAGGCACCUUCAGUCUCCGGCAGACCCUGGCGUCCACGCUGCCGCCGCCUGGCUACUCGAGAGCCCGCCCCCACGUCUGGGCCCUGAGCUUGCCUACGGGUGCCGUCCAUCUGUUCCAGGUCGGAACCCCGGAAAUUAGCAAGGAGUUUGUCACCACAGCCAACUACUGGAGCGCCCGCCUGAGUACGCAUCCGCUGGUCGGCGGUAUCAGCAACGUCGAGUACGGUUGGAGCGAUGCCAUCAUCAACAACGCGCUUGUCGCAGCCAUCAACGAACAGACCACGGGCCCGACGCAUGGACGCCAGCGGUCUAAUUCGCGGCCCGGAAGCGGCACCGCCAACCCCCGACCGAGUAUAUCGAGCUUCCGCUCCGGGUCCCUCGACCAGGGCUCCGGAGGGCCCUACGGUUCCGCCAGCCGUGGCAACAAGCUGCCCGGCGACCGGAUCCACAUUGCCGAGUGGGCGCCUCCGGCGCAGAGCAUGCGACCCAGCAACCUGCCCGAGGAGGAGCAGCUUGAAAGCCUCCUUGCCUACGUCAAGGGUAUCGAGGACGAGCUGCAGGUGCACAACCAGCUCCGCAGCCCGAUGCUGCUCGCCUUUACGCCCCGCGGCAACAACGCCAUUCGCGCCAUGGCAAACUGGGAGCGCAAGAGCGCCUACCUCCUGCGGGAGAUUGUCAAGUUCAGAACCUACGUCGAUUGCUUGCAGCAGGCGGGGACGCGCAAGAGCGAGAUUUACACAGAGAGAGACCUGGCCCGACGAGCCGCCAGAGGAGAGCUGGACGAGGGGAGAUUGAGUUUGACGUCGGACGAGACACGACGAUCAGGGCCUAAUGCCUUACAGAAACGCUACGAAGGGAGUUGUUAA